Morus notabilis is the source of this 938-nucleotide messenger RNA. Its product is annotated as mitochondrial import inner membrane translocase subunit TIM23-2. NCBI's taxonomy places the organism in Eukaryota, Viridiplantae, Streptophyta, Magnoliopsida, Rosales, Moraceae. Gene Ontology annotation, cellular component: TIM23 mitochondrial import inner membrane translocase complex; mitochondrial inner membrane. Gene Ontology annotation, molecular function: transmembrane protein transporter activity. Gene Ontology annotation, biological process: protein import into mitochondrial matrix. Bases 138 to 692 code for a protein of 184 amino acids. The transcript has a single exon. The record is from RefSeq and is a predicted model, not a curated record.
UGAAUUCCAAAUUCCAAGUCAGCUAAAACCCUCUUCCUUGCCCUUUGGCCAUUUCUAGGGUUUUCGUUGUUGACCAAGAAAUUUCUCUCUCUAAAGCCCCCCCUCUCUCUCUCUCUCUAGAACUCGCUCUGGCUUCGAUGGCGGAUUUCACCAAAUCCAACAACGACGAGCAAAGCACCAGGCUUUACAAUCCCUACCAGGAUCUCCAAGUCCCGAUCCAAAACCUUUACAAUCUCCCAACCGCCCACGAACACCUCUUCAUCGAGGAGGCUUCAAAGCCCAGCCGAUCCUGGGGCGAAAACCUCCAGUACUAUACCGGCUGCGGCUAUCUCUCCGGCGCCAUAAUGGGCGGCGCCAAGGGCUCCAUCGAAGGCCUCAAGUCCGCAGAGCCUGGCGACACGCUCAAGCUCCGAGUCAACCGCGUUCUCAACUCGGGCGGCCAUGUCGGAAGGAGGUUCGGAAACACCUUCGGCGUCCUCGGUUUGAUCUUCGCUGGUUUGGAGAACGGAGUUAUUCACUUUAGAGGCCGCGACGACUUGUUGAACACUGUCGUCGCCGGAUUGGGAACCGGCGCGCUUUACAAGGCCGCUGCGGGUCCGAGGUCGGCGGCGAUCGCCGGCGCUAUCGGAGGGAUCGCCGCGGCGGCGGCGGUGGCGGGGAAGCAGGUGGCCAAGAGAUACGUCCCGAUAUAGUUAGGGUUUUGCUCGGACAUGAUCGGAAAGUGUUUGGUUGGUGGGAAAUUUUUGCGGUGAGGGAGAGAAUGUGCUUUUUAUUUUUUAUUUUAUUUGGUAUUACAUAUAAGUUAGGCCCAAAGUCAGUAGUUUGGUCAUUUGUGCUCGCUCAAAUCUGUCGACUUGGAAGUUCUUUGGUGCUGAUGAAAUUCAAAUUAUUAUUGUACUUUCUUCAGAUAAAUUUAUAUUGAUGAUCAAUAUUUUCUA